AUGCGCUUAUUGAAUCGGAAGACUGGGAAGCUCGAGUACUUUCCCGACAGACCGUAUCCGCGCUAUGCGAUACUAUCACACACAUGGGGUCCAACGGGGACUGAGAUAACAUUCCGGGAUAUGGAAGAAGGCAGAGAGAGUUCCAAGCAAGAAAGCUAUGAGAAGUUAAAGAAUACGUGUGCGCAAGCUGAGGCGGACGAUAUUGACUAUGUCUGGAUUGACAACUUUUGUAUCGACAAAGAGAGCAGCGCCGAGCUCUCGGAAUCCAUCAACUCCAUGUUCAUCUGGUACCAGGAGGCAGAGACUUGCUAUGCAUUCAUGGCCGACGUGCCGACAGGGGAGGAUCCGCAGACAAGCAAGCUAUUCGCGCGAAGCAAAUGGUUCAAACGAGGCUGGACCCUGCAAGAGCUGAUCGCACCGAAAACCGUCAUCUUCUACUCCCAGGGCUGGGCGCAGUUAGGAACGCGAUCAGUACUGGCAGGCGUUAUUUCGAACAUUACUAGGAUUGACGAAGGCAUCUUGACCGGCUUACGAGACUUAAGAUAUGUGAGCGUGGCCAAACGCAUGUCGUGGGCUUCGACUCGUGUUACAACGCGACAGGAGGAUAUCGCAUAUUGUCUGAUGGGUCUUUUUAACGUGAAUAUGGCCAUGCUAUACGGAGAAGGUGGGGAGAGGGCGUUUAGAAGGCUGCAAGAGGAGAUCAUGAAAGACUCGGAUGAUGAGACGCUUUUUGCAUGGACCAGCACCGAGGAACCGCAGCCAGAGCUUCAAGGGCUACUUGCGAAAUCGCCAAAAGACUUUCGCAACUCAAGCGGCUACAUUCCUGACUACGACCGUGGUGCACGAGUGCCGCAUUCAACAACGAGUAGAGGAUUGUGUAUCACUCUCGGCAUGCAACGCCUCCACGGCGAUGUC
Cucurbitaria berberidis CBS 394.84 is the source of this 915-nucleotide messenger RNA. Its product is annotated as HET-domain-containing protein. The transcript has a single exon. The record is from RefSeq and is a predicted model, not a curated record. The annotation marks the transcript as partial. Lineage: Eukaryota; Fungi; Ascomycota; Dothideomycetes; Pleosporales; Cucurbitariaceae.